AGGAAAGUUCCAGCAUUUGGAAUUCGCUUGUUCCGUGGUCACCACCACCACAAUCCUCUCUCUCUCAGAUAUUUUCUGCCUCGUAAAACCUUCUGGAGCUUUCAUUUCCCUUACCGCCUCUUAACUCUUUUACUCCUAAUAAAUACCCACUUCAGCUUCUAAAUAUUCCCUCGCAGUGGGUCCAAUUGUAUGAGUUUGUGACUCAAGAACAACGCUAAAAGCCAUUCCAUUUUCAUGACCAAGUCCAUUUGAUGGUGCCAAUGAAGCCUUAUACGCAAGGGUCGUUCUCGUCGUCUUACUACAGCGUUCUUGGCGUUAGUUCGGAUUCUUCUAUAGAAGACAUAAGGCGUGCUUAUAGGAAGCUUGCUAAGCAAUGGCAUCCCGAUAAGUGGGCAAAGACUCCUUCUUUGCUUGGUGAAGCCAAGCACAAGUUCCAGCAAAUUCAAGAAGCUUAUUCAGUGUUGUCUGAUCAUAAGAAAAGAACCAUGUACGAUGCGGGCUUGUAUGAUCCUCAAGAGGAAGAAGACGAGGGCUUUUCUGAUUUUCUGGAAGAAAUGCUUUCCCUUAUGGCUCAAGUGAGGAGAGAGAAAAAGCAUUACGGCUUAGAAGAGUUGCAAGCCAUGUUCAUGGAAAUGGCUCAAGGAUUCAAAUCUCCUUCAAUGUACUGUGGGGUACCCUCAAUGAUGGAUGAAUCACGGUGCCUAAAGAGGAUGCGAUUUGACACAACCAUGAUGGAGAAUAAGGGGUCACAUUUUCAAGUACCUGGUCUUAACGGGUAUGAAACGAGGGGUUAUUGCAAUUAACAGGUGUGUUCCUGCUGUUUUUGCAAGAGGGGAAUUUCGAAAGAAAUUUAAGGAUAGUAGAAUGAAUUUUGGUAGAAAUUUUCAAUAUUUGUAUUCUGUACAUAUUCCUUCUAUGGGUUUGAUGUUAGUAUUAGAUAACAGCGCUUUCAAAUUUCCAAGACGAGGAAGAGGAGGAGAACGUGUAAUGAUUUUGUAAUAUGGAAAUUAUGCUCAUUUGAGCAAGCAUUAAAGGAAUUUUACCUGCUCUUCACCAAAUUUACUGUUGUCAUACCCUGUGAUUGAAGGGCUUUCUGGCCUUUUUUCAAAACUAUUUAUCUAAAUAAUAUAUUUUAGAUUGUCAGUGGCU
Messenger RNA from Abrus precatorius (Indian licorice), 1149 nucleotides. Its product is annotated as chaperone protein DnaJ. Lineage: Eukaryota; Viridiplantae; Streptophyta; Magnoliopsida; Fabales; Fabaceae. The coding region runs from base 252 to 803 and encodes 183 amino acids. The transcript is spliced from 6 exons. The record is from RefSeq and is a predicted model, not a curated record.